Molecule: messenger RNA, 9401 nt
Organism: Coregonus sp. 'balchen'
Lineage: Eukaryota; Metazoa; Chordata; Actinopteri; Salmoniformes; Salmonidae
Source: the annotation of a GenBank genome assembly
AUGGCUGCACCUCUAUUCCCGCUCAGCAAUGGCAACCAGGUGGGUGUCGAUCUCUGUCUCAGAGAGUGUCCUGUGAGGGUGAAGAAGAGAAGAUGAGAGUGGAUGUUAGAAACAGGGUUGGGGAGAGAGAAAGAGAGAAGGAAAAAUGAAUUGACUAUUGAUCAUUUGGCUGUUGUUCCCUUGUCUAAAUCCUUGAUCAUUACCAUAUGAGCAAAUAGAAAAACACAGUGAUGAUGAAAUGCAGUUACUGUGAUAGUAUAGUACCUGAACUUGGGGCUUUCCUUAGUGACCACACCCACUUCAAUUUCACUGGGCUUGAAGUCCAUGGACAGAAUAGAAGAGAGACAGGAGAUGGCCAACUAUUGGAGGAGAGAGGGAAAGAAACAGAGAGAGAGAGAGAGCGAGAGAGAGAGACUGAAUACUGUACAGACUUUCACUUUUCGGCAGAUGUUUCCAUGAGUAUCCAGGUGUAUCCAUCCCCCUACCUCCACAGUCAUCUCAUAUGACAGCUCCGGCCUCUUCUUCAGUUUCUUCUCCAGGUAGCUGUUAGCCUCUGUCUGCUUGGCCCCCACGCUGGUGGCCCUGAAGCCACAGAAGUAGCCUGCCGGGUCACACUUAAACAGCAUGGGACCCAGCUGGGGGUCCAUGGCCACCAAGAUCAUACCUGGAGACAUGGGGAGGAGAAGGUUAUGGGUCUGAGUCCUCUGUGUGGGAGUUAGGACUCACCUACUGCACUUGCUGUUUUUUCAAUCACUUUGGUGCCAUUUUCACAACUCCACUUUCACAACUCCAUUUUCACAACUCCAUUUUCACAACUCUAAGCACAAAAAUCUAAACAGAUCAUCAAAAUGGCUCAUGUUUCAAACCUCUAAGCACAUUUUCAGUUGACUGAGUGCAGCAAACAAAUUCAUAGUAUUUUGUUCACGGCACCAAAUCACUCUUUCAAUUUGGAUACAUAUUUGAUCUACUGAACAAAAAUAUAAACGUAACAUGUAAUGUGUUGGUCCCAUGUUUCAUGACCUAAAAUAAAAGAUCCCAGAAAUGUUCCAUAUGCACAUAAAGCUUAUUUCUCUCAAAUGUUGUGCACAAAUUUGUUUACAUUCCUGUUAGUGAGCAUUUCUCCUUUGCCAAGAUAAUCCAUCCACCUGACAGGUGUGGCAUAUCAAGAAGCUGAUUAAACAGCAUGAUCAUUAAAUAGGUGCACGUUGUACUGGGGACAAUAAAAGGCCACUGAAAUGUGCCGUUUUGUCACACAACACGAUGCCACAAAUGUCUCAAGUUUUGAGGGAGCGUGCAAUUGACAUGCUGACUGCAGGAAUGUCAACCAGAGCUGUUGCCAGAUAAUUUUAUGUUAAUUUGUCUGCCAUAAGCUGCCUCCAACGUUGUUUUAGGGAACUUGACAGUACGUCCAAUUGGCCUCACAACUGCAGACCACGUGUAUGGCGUUGUGUGGGCGAGUGGUUUGCUGAUGUCAAUGUUUUGAACAGAGUGCCAGUGGGGUUAUGUUAUGCGCAGGCAUAAGCUACAGACAACAAACACAAUUGCAUUUUAUCGAUGGCAAUUUAAAUGCACAGAGAUACUGUGACGAGAUCCUGAGGCCCAUUGUCGUGCAAUUUAUCCGCCGCCAUCACCUCAUGUUUCAGCAUGAUAAUGCACGGCCCCAUGUUGCAAGGAUCUGUACACAAUUCCUGGAAGCUGAAAAUGUCCCAGUUCUUCCAUGGCCUGCAUACUCACCAGACAUGUCACCCAUUGAGCAAGUUUGGGAUGCUUUGGAUCAACAUGUACGACAGCGUGUUCCAGUUCCCGCCAAUAUCCAGCAACUUCGCACAGCCAUUGAAGAGGAGUGGGACAACAUUCCACAGGCCACAAUCAACAGCCUCAUCAACUCUAUGCGAAGGAGAUGUGUUGCGUUGCAUGAGGCAAAUGGUGGUCACACCAGAUACUGACAGGUUUUCUGAUCCACACCCAUAUCUUUAUUUUUAAGAUAUCUGUGACCAAUAGAUGCAUAUCUGUAUUCCCAGUCAUGUGAAAUCCAUAGAUUAGGGCCUAAUGAAUUUAUUUCAAUUGACUGAUUUCCUUAUAUGAACUGUAACUCAGUAAAAUCUUAGAAAUUGUUAUAUGUUGCAUUUAUAUUUUUGCUCAGUAUAAGUAUCUACGUUUCAAAAUGCAAUAUUCACUUUACUUUUGAUAUGAUUUUCUUGACAUUUGUUAACAAUACAAUUAACUAUUACUGAAUAAAACUGCUCAAAACGGAUAACUACUGAACCAAAAUUAUGUAGUGCCUAGUUAAUGUAUAUAGUUUGAUAACUGCUGAACACUGUAGAAUUAUAUAUAUUUUUAUGUAUAAAUGUAUCAAUUUGACAUCAAUUUCUGUUGUAAGGUAAAACCAAAUCAUAUAUGGAUGUGGCUGUAAAUACUACAUCAUCAUUCGCCAUCAGCUAGUGUGCCUUAAUAGGACAAAGUGGAAAGACUCACUCUAUGUGCUACCAUUUGGAAUGAUGGUGUAGUGAAUCAAUGGAGAGUAAGAGGAACGAGAGACAGGGUGACAGCAGGACAGGGCUACACCACUCACAGCAUCCCAGAGGUCUCAUCUCAGCGUUCUGUGUGUAGACCUGGGAGAUGUCCGCCAUUCUCCGACACAACAUGUCUGCUGUGAUGUCAUAUCCAAACUUGUACUUCCAUUCGGCAGCCUCCACUCGUGCCCUGUGGACCUGGGACCGACUGUCCGCUGAGGGGGAGAGGAAGAGAGAGUAAAAGGAUGUGUGUGUGUGUGUGUGUGUGUGUGUGUGUGAUGUGAGAUGUCGUCUGUGCCAUUAUACACACCAUUGUGUCCUGUCAUCACACAUCCAAUGCGUGGGGUAAGUGGGUACAUGUUGGUCAGAGUGGCAGAAUCCAGCAGCUUGUCCUGUGUUAUAAUGACAGGGUCACAUAUAUACAUACAUAUAGUAGAUGAUACCUCAUUGUUGUUAGGAAUAUUGUGUUGAUUCCACAAUAUCAACUUUCCUUGGACAAGCUUUAACAAAUUGGUGGCGUGUGCCCUGUCAGCAGAAAUGCUCGAGACACCACUCUGUCAUGCUUCACUGUUCAUGACUGACUCUUUCUCUAAAGCCAGAUAUCAACAUUAUUUUUCUAAUUUGGAUGAAGUCAAACAACUAAGAAAAAAGCUCCAGGUACAUGGAGAUGUAGCUAUGGUCCAAAGCUGAAUAUCUUACCGGCACUUUCUUCUGUGUGACCACCACAGCACAGUCUGUCCCCCGCACGCCCAGUGAUGUCAACCCACCCUGCGCGAUGGCUUUGAAGGCAUACUCUGAGGCACAACACAUAAGAACAUGAGAUUAUAAUUCUUAAAUAUAGGCUAACUUUUAAAAGCUGCAUGGGGUACACCGGCGGCUUGGAAUAAUGUAGGUCUAAAGGUGUUCUUGGGAAAGUCUCAAACAUUGGUAGAUUGCUUUAUUGACGGACAUAUUAUACCACAGACAAGUAAAGCACAUUUAAAACAUUUGUUUUUCCCCCAAAUAUUAUAUGUGAAAUACACAAUCACACUAUGUUUAUAUGUUUAUAAUCACAAUAUGUUUAUAAUCACAAUAUACUACACUUUUGGCCUAUGGGGAUGCUCAUCAUCAGAUACAGAUACAGCGCAACACAUUCACAGCGCGAAUAUCUUACAUUUUAGAUGAUAUAGAACGAUACCUAUACAGAGGCUAUACUAGCCAAGUUCAUCCCCUGCAUGAAACAAAACUGGAGGAAUGAAGCAAAAUAUCUCACCGACUUGAUAGAGGCGGCCCUCAGGAGAAAAAAUCGUAAUGUGUCGGUCAAAUCCAGCAUUCGAACCACGGGACAUUGCUUUGCGUCAAAUGAUGCUCACCUAAAGUGAACUUUCUGCGAGUUACCUGUUACCUUUUAUGCAGUAGCCUAAUAGACUUAUAGGACUAUAUUCACCGUUUUUUUCUGUUGCAGUAAAACAAGAAGAUCACUCUACAAUAGAGAGCAGACGACGAUAAAGGUGUUUGUUGAGCUUCCGGUGGAGUUUUACUUUCUCUUUCUUUUUUCAAUGAACCUUGAAAAGGCUGGCACAUGUGUGUUGUGAACAACAUUAGCGUGAGCAGCAAAAGUGGAAUCGGUGUUUUGCCUUCAAAAUAAAAGUUCCAGAUUGAAACUAAAGCAAACUGAUAAAAAUAGUGGAAUCAUGCCACAAUUGGACUAUAAUGCUAAACAAGGUUUGAAUGUUGCUAUACAAAUUCAACAAAAUAUAAUAAUUAGUUAAUUAGACACAAAAAAAAGUUUGGUAUGCGAAACGCAGCAUCAUAUGAUGCUAAAUGCAUCAUACAGGCUGUCUCCUAAGUGGCGCAGUGGUCUAAGGCACUGCAUCAAAUGCUAGAGAUCCUGGUUCGUAUCCAGGCUCUGUCGUAGCUGGCCGCGACCGGUAGACCCAUGGGGUGGCGCACAAUUGUCCCAGGGUAGGGGAGGGAAUGGCCGGCAGGGAUGUAGCUCAGUUGGUAGAGGGUUGUGGGUUCGAUUCCCACGGGGGGGGCAGUAUGAAAAAUAAAAAAAAAUGAUGUAUGCACUCACUAACUGUGAGUCGCUCUGGAUAAGAGCAUCUGCUAAAAUGUAUUUCUGUAUUUUGAAAGUUCUAUAUAUUGAAAACUUGAUUGCUGAAAUGGAAAACUGUUUGGGACUAUAGACCAAUGAAACAAAUACCAAAAUAUCGUUUUUGGGUGGAGUUUCCUUUAAAUUCCUUCAGUAAGAGCUAUGAUGCUAAUAUUUGUGUACACUCUACAUAGUUGUGUUCUGUGAGUGUCACUGAGUAGGCCGAUACCCCAUUUACUUUUUUGUGUCAAAUUAACAAAUUAUUAUCUUUUGCUGAAUUUCUAUAACAACAUUCUAACUUUCCUUUCGCGUUAUCUAGUCCAGGUGUGGCAUGAUUCCACGAGUUGUAUCCGUUUGCAUCAGUUUCAAUAGGGAACUUUUAUUUUGAAGGUAAUCCGCCGAUUGCACUAUUGCUGCUCACGUUAACAACACACUGGUAAGGCUGGUUAUAAUAUGAUCGCAAUAAGGAAGUUGUCAGUGGAAGGAAAUAGGCCUACUGGCAAAAUAAAUCAUAAGAAAAUAUUUAUCUGAGUCAUGCACCAUUAUGCACCAGUUCUGUAUGUUAUACUACGUUUUUUAGAGGAAAAACGUUUUCACUUAGACCCUCUUUCCAGCAUUGGGUAACAUCCCGCGUCCCCCCCUGUGGGCACAAGCAGUGUUCAUGAUUCCAACUGUUCACACCCCUCUUGUUGGAGAGAACAUUUCGCAGGUUUAAAGCAAAACCUUACAACAAAAUUGUAUGGGUCUAAAAUCCUGAUGGUUGAUGGAGACUAUUUUCUGACAAGUUUGAUAAAUUAGCUUCUCUGAAGGUAUUGGCCCUGAUGACAUGACAAGAGGACCCCCCCCCCCCCCCCCCCCCCCCCCCAAGAGGAACCCCCCCGCCCUACAGUAUAUGAAAACCUAUGCCUACUCCCAUUUCAUAAGAAGAGGUAUCUCUCUCUCUCAAUUCAGUUCAAUUCAAUUUCAAUUUAAGGGCUUUAUUGGCAUGGGAAACGUAUGUUAACAUUGCCAAAGCAAGUGAAGUAGAUAGUAAACAAAAGUGAAAUAAACAAUAAAUAUUAACAGUAAACAUUUUACACUCAGAAGUUUCAAAAGAAUAAAGACAUUUCAAAUGUCAUUUAUGUAUUAUACAGUGUUGUAACAAUGUGCAAAUAUUAAAGUUACCAAAUGGGAAAAUAAAUAAACAUAAAUAUGGGUUGUAUUUACACAUGGAUCUCUCUCUCUCUCUCUCUCUCUCUCUCUCUCUCUCUCUCUCUCUCUCUCUCUCUCUCUCUCUCUCUCUCUCUCUCUCUCUCUCUCUCUCUCUCUCUCUCUCUCUCGCUCUCUCGCUCUCUCACACCCCCAAGUCAUCAGUAUUGCCUACCCUUUGUCCAACCAGCCUAGGCAUUGCUCCUCUGCCCAAAUGUCUGGGCGCAGGGUAGGUUUCUGUCUGAGCGACAAGAAACGGAGACGAAUUAAUCUGUUUGCUUUUGCUGAGCUUUGUGCGUAAGUUUAAACUUUUAAUUUGUGUUCUUGCAAACAUAAUACUAAUGUAGGCUACAAUGGAGCUUCUCCUGCAGCCUUACUCAUAUGCGUUCUCCUUGGUGUAACUGUCCUAAAUUGUCACUUAACAUUUUCAUUCAACAUUGAAUUCCUUCUGGUCAGGAGCCACGGUGUUGAGGUGGUUGAGGUAAGUCAAUUUCCAUUACAUUGCAUUAUGUUCUUAGGUUUAAGAUGGAAGACAUCAGAAUAGUGUCAUUAUAAGGUUGCAAAAAAUAAAAUCAGUAGGCAUGUGAGUAAUAGCUUUAUAGUGUAGUUGGGAAACAAGUUAUACCAGUUGAACGAUUGAUGGUUUUUAUUAAACUAUCAUAAAAUGUUUGUAUGUUAAUUUAUGUGUCACAUAGACACACACAACAUAAAGUGUAUUAGCUGACUGUCAUUCCUUUGUUUGCACUUUUAUUACUCCAACUAUGUCUCCAAUUCCCAUCAUCAGCUCUCUCACCCUACCCUCUCUCUCUCUCGCCGCUACUCUUCUCUCUCUCUCUCACCCCCCCCCCCCCCCCCCUCUCUCUCCCUCUCUCCUCUCAAUUCAAUUCCAAGGGGCAUGGGAAACAUCACUCUCUCUCUCUCUCUCUCACUUACUCCUUCUCUCCCGUCUGUCUCUGUCGCUGUCUUGUCAGUUUCAGAUGUCUGACAUGCCAGUCGUUUCUGUCACUGCCACCUGCAGUCACCUGCUUGGAGCUCCUCUCAAACAGAGGGGAACAAUAGCUGUAGUGUUUGCCUCACAAGUGCUUGUCCAAGUUGUGCCUGAGGCAGAGGAUAUUUCAUUCACACUUAUUUUUCUCUCCUGAUACAGAUAGACCUCAGUCAGCCAUUGGAGUCUCAAGGACCCUUUGAGGUCAUUGUACACAAGCUCUCUGAUGUCAUUGUUGAGGCCGAGUACGACAGCCAAUCACAACAGCUCCUCGACAACUUCCAGGUAUGGGAAAAUGGCCCAUUUAAUGGUGUUCAACAGCGGUAACAGCAUCAUAUUUUAUCAUACUAAAGUAUAUGUUUGUGUGUUUCAGGGUUAUGUGUCCGCCCAUCCCCAUACUGUUCUUCUGGACCCCCUUCCAGCAAUGAGCCAGCUACUGGAUCGCUUUGCCUCCUAUCGGAUUAUGAGCCAUCUCCAGAACUCCCUGAGAGGUACAGUACAGUAGCCUCACUGUCCCUCCUCUAGACAUCUAUCAAGCCAAGCACUCUAUCUCCUAAUGCUCUUCCUGAUCCCGCCCCCCUGUAGACUGGCGAAUCAGCAGCCCUCCCUACCUGGAGAUCAGCACCAGUGACCUGUCAGUCAUCCAGGAGGACGUGGAGAGCAAGGGCCUCAGCUUCCCUCUGAGUCAGUGAGGGACUGUCUACAACCAAACACAUAAACAUACACCAAAUUAAUCUUAUCGUAUACAGAGCCUUCACAUUCAGUUUUUGGCAAACUCCUUUUAUCUAAUUUAUAAGACAUUUACGGCUGAUUUCCCGGACACAGAUUUAGCCUAGUCUUGGAAUAAGAAGCAUGUUCAAUGGAGAUUGUCCAUUGAAAGUGCUUUUUAGUCUAGGACUAGGCUUAACCUGUGACUGGGAAACUGUCCCAUAAGUUUGUGUGUUGUAUUGUGUCUCCUCACACCUCACUAUUCCUCUUCCUCUUAGUCUGUAAAACCAGGGUGGCUCAUGGAUCCCGCUCCCAUGAGGUAAGAGACUGUCUGUCUUUCUAUUGCUCAAAAGUAUUUUUGCAUAUUUUGCCAUAUAUUUGUUACCAUUUUCUGCCUUUUUGUGUGGCUCAGUGUAUUGCUACUUUGUUGACACUGUGAUCUCUCUCUAUAGAUGUGUAUUGGUGUUUAGUGGCCCAUGGCUCUCCCUCUAGUUUUUCAGACUUUAAUAAUAUGCCAUUUAGCAGACGUCUUUAUCCAAAGCGACUUACAGUCGUGCGUGCAUACAUUUUUUUUUUUGUGUAUGGGUGGUCCCGGGGAUCGAACCCACUACCUUGGCGUUACAAGCGCCGUGCUCUACCAGCUGAGCUACAGAGGACCACUUUAGUGUCCCUGCUCUCUCUCCAUACCAUAGAUGUCUCUGAUCUUCAGUAUGGCUGGUCUGUCAGAUGCCCACCCUCCCUGUGUGCUGCAGAGCUUCGUCAACCACGGUGCCGUGCUGCACAAGGUGUUUGUGGUGGGAGAGGACCACUUCACUGUGGAGAGGCCCUCGCUGAAGAACUUCCCCCCUGGACCCCAUGGUCAGUGUGGACACACCCUCACCUCUUCUCCCUCUUCUUCUCUCUCUCUCUCUCUCUCUCUCUCUCUCUCUCUCUCUCUCUCUCUCUCUCUCUCUCUCUCUCUCUCGCUCUGUCUCAUUCUCAUGCUUAUACUGUUUUUAAUAAUCUGUUGCAAUAAAACUUCUUCCUAAUGUCUAUGGUGUGUUUUGUGACUCCAGAGAGGAAGACAAUCUUCUUCAACAGCCACGAGGUGUCCAAGCCAGAGUCCUGCUCCCACCUCACUGCAGUUAGUACGACCUCAACUCUGUUCAAUUUGAUUCACUGGCACUGAUUCCUGUACAAACGAAUUCAAUCUCUUUUACCCUGUUCUACUUGACCCACUGUCUGCAAUAGGUCUUGUACCGUAUUCAUAAUGCGUCUCAAAGUAGUAGUGCUGACCUAAGAUCAGUUUGGCUAUUUAGAUCAUAAUGAGUAAGAUCACAUAGACAGGGGGACCUGAUCCUAGAUCAGCAUUCCUACUCUGAUACACUUUGUGAAUACAGACCCUGAACAGAUGAACUGAUCAUCUGUCCUGUGUCCUGUGGUGUUGUGUCUCAGCUGGAUGAGAAGAUGCCAAGGCUGCCUCCCCCCAGUGGUGAGGCCAUGGUGGCCCUAGUGAGGGAGCUGAGGGCAGAGCUGGGCAUGGCUCUGUUCGGGGUGGACGUCAUCUUCAACAUCAACACACAUACCCUCACCAUUAUCGACAUUAACAUCUUCCCAGGUCACUGGACUUUUCCAUCCUUCAUUUCCAUUAUACAUUUGUCAUUAACAGACGCUCUUAUCCAGAGCGAUUUACAGUCAUGAAAGUGACUUUAUACUGCUGUAUUUGCUUCCAUGUUACACUUUCACUCUUACUCAAUGUCAUGUUCUCUCUCUAGCUCUCUCUCAUCAACCCUAUCUUUCCGUCCCCCUCUUCCAGGCUAUGAGGGAGUGCCUCAGUUCUUCUCCUCCCUCCUCAGUCACAUUGAGUCAGUAUUGGACCACCGGGAACUGGAAGUCCCCCAGGCAACAUGUCCUCCUGCUCCAUCUGCCCCCCAGGCUGACCUCUGAACUCUGA